Messenger RNA from Nematolebias whitei (Rio pearlfish), 5121 nucleotides. Its product is annotated as methyl-CpG-binding domain protein 5. Gene Ontology annotation, cellular component: nucleus; chromocenter. NCBI's taxonomy places the organism in Eukaryota, Metazoa, Chordata, Actinopteri, Cyprinodontiformes, Rivulidae. Bases 99 to 4352 code for a protein of 1417 amino acids. Gene Ontology annotation, molecular function: chromatin binding; DNA binding. The transcript is spliced from 9 exons. The record is from RefSeq and is a predicted model, not a curated record.
GGCUUCAGAAGGCAGAACAUGAUGCACAUUGCGAAGACACUGGUUCAUGUCUGAUAUAUAUAUACCUCUGAGGUGUCGAGUGUUAAACCAGUGGAGCAAUGAAUGGCGGAAAAGACUGUGAGGCGGGAGAUGAGAGGCAGGCCAUCCCUGUCCAGGUCCCCAUUGGCUGGCAGCGCAAGGCGGAGCAAGGUGGAGGUGUCCUGUAUGUGAGUCCCAGCGGCUCGGUGCUGUCCAGCUUGGAGCAGGUGAAAACUUACCUGCUGACGGAUGGAACGUGCAAAUGUGGCUUGGAGUGCCCACUCAUCCUCCACAAGGUGUUCAACUUCGACCCCGGGGCGGUUGUCAAACAGAGAACGACGGAGGACGUGAAGGCAGACGAAGACGUGACCAAACUCUGCAUUCACAAGAGGAAACUUCUGGCUGUAGCCACUCUGCACAAGAGCAUGGAGACGCACCCGCCUUUGACGCUAACAAGUUCAGGAGGAGGUACACCACCUGCGGCUGCCGUGCAUUCUACAACUCAACGAGCAAUAAGGACUAAACCCCAUGAUGGUCUGCCUGGUGCUGUUGGACCUGAGUGCAAAAAUCCAUUCAAGAUGAUGAUGGGACCACAGCAGCAGCAGAGGUUGUAUCCUCCGCAGGAGGUGGGUGGAGCGCAACAGCAUGAGCUCUACUCCGGAUACCCCAGGACGCAGAGGCUGUGCAGUGGGGAGCCUGGAACUAAAUCCCCAAACCGGGCAGUUUAUGGAGGAAUGUUAAGUCCAUCUCCCUCUGGUGCUAAACUGUAUGGAGAUGGCUCUCAGUCUCCCAGUGUGGAAACUUUGGGCAGCCCUGAGGUUUUUCAAAGGACCAAUCCAUGUGGGUUUCCAGGUAGUCCUGCCUCUGUUUCCAUCCAUGGAAACAUUAGGACGCCUUUGUCUCCACCCAGUGUUGUACUCCACGGCUCUCCUGCAGGUCAGCCAUCCUGUGCCAUGACAGGAAGGACUAGCACACCUCUCUCUCCUACGGCUACUGCCAAAAGCCCUGUCAUGAACAUGAACAUGCCGCGGGGGAACUUCCCCCCUGGCAUGGAUCUGCCUCGAGUCGCAUUUCACCAUAAACUGCAGCCCCCUGUGCAUCCUGUACCACCACCCUGUGCUCUUCAGAAAAGGCAAAUGACCUCUGAAAAGGACCCCUUAGGCAUCCUUGACCCCAUCCCUAGCAAACCAGUCAGCCAGCCCCACACCAACGCCCCUAACCCUUCCAACUUCCAGCCCAACAUCCACUCUCAGGUACCAAUGAUGAAUGUAAACAUACCCCCUCCUGCCAUUGUUCCCUUGCCAAGCAACUUACCUUUACCCACAGCGAAGCCUGGGCCUGUGGGGCAUGGUGGUAAUGUGCAAAGGACUCAACAGGGAGGUCCCGUGUCCUCCAUGUCCCCAUCCCCUGUCACAUCCCCCGUUCACAUGACUGGCCCUGUACACGGAAGGAUGGAAGCCUCACCUCAUCGCUCACGGUCAUCCUCCACCUCUUCCGACCAUGGAAACUUUGCUACACCCUCUGGGCACCAGUCCCAAUGUGGCCCAAUGAAGGUCCCCCCUCGCUCUCCCAGGUCUGCUAUUGGGUCUCCGAGGCCAGCCAUGCCCUCAAGCCCCUCCACCAACAAAACAGACCCACUCCACCAGUACAAAGACUCCCAGCUGCUGCCUGUGAUGGGUAACUCGGUUAGCACCCAUCAGCACAGCAACCCCUUAUGUUCACCCACAUCUUCCUCAUCGUCCUCAUCCUCUCUGCCAACUUCCAGUGCUUCCCAGAAGGGCCACCCUGGACUCCUUGGGAUGCCCCUGAACCAGAUCCUCAACCAACAAAAUGCCGCUUCCUUCCCUGCCAGCAGUCUCCUCUCAGCCGCAGCCAAAGCACAGCUAGCAAAUCAAAACAAACUCGGCGCUGCUGGCAGCAGCUCUGCUGGCAUGGCUGCUGGCGGCGUUGGAAUGUCAGGCAUGGGGGCAGGCGGUGGAGGUAAUGGUGGUAGUGUUGGGCACCCAGGCUCUAUAAGUGGCCCUCGAGGCAUGGAGGGACACAGCACUUUAAGCCCCAUGCUCCCCCCAUACUCCAACAUGCUACUUAACACUCCUGAGGGUCAGAGCGGCCGGGCAGCACUUCGAGACAAACUCAUGGCCCAGCAGCGGGACCCUGCACGCAAACGAAAACAGUCGUCUGGCAGCGCUGUUAACCACGACAACAGCAACAACAUGGUCUUUAACAUGAUUAACAAACCAGGAAUGGGGGUCCCCCACAUGCCAGGACCCAGUGCCACCGAGCAGCUGAGAAAAGUGGGACGUAUCGGAAACCUGCAUCCAAACACGUCUAUGGCUCAGCUUCUCCAGUCCAUGAGCUGCCAGAGUUCCCACAACCUAGGUGGAAAUGGCCACCGUCCUGGACUUAACCCUGUCCCGGGUUCUGGCCCUGUAGUACCGGCACAGCUUCACUACAGUGACAACACAGGCACCGUCCCUCAGCAGAACCUCCUGGUUCAGCAGAGACUGCAGGGUCCAGGAGAGGCCCUGCAGCCCUGCCAGAGCAUGGACCCUUCUGGGGGCUAUCUGGUUUCCCGCUCAGGCCCGUUCCCUGACAUGAUGGCUCAGAUACAGAUGAACAACUGUGGGUCUAUGGGACCAGGCGGUAGACCAGUAGGACCUGAUGGCAUGCCAAUGGUACGCCCCAACACUAAUCCCCCACCACUGUCCCAUCCUGGCCCCCAUCCAUCGCAGCUCCGUCGGACCAACAUGGUGAUGACGCAUUCAGGUGGUGAUGGAGGCUGCAACCAAACCGUGUCUGACACUGGCUGUGGAAUGGGCUCAUUGCCGCCACACAUCAACGCCGGCGGGGGUCAAAUGUACCAGCAGCAGAUCCACCAGGGAAUGCAGCAGGGGAUGUCCUCUCAUCCGUCCUACCAGGGCCAGCAGCACUUCUCUGAAAACCCACCCUACAAAGAUGGCAACACCGCAGGCUCCAUGGCCUGUCUCUAUCAGAACUACCAGCAAGGGAUGAUGUCGCACCCGCAGUUUGAGGAGCAACAGCCUCGAAGUGAAGGGCUUCCAGCUGGACCGCCUGGACCUGACAGGGGCCCCGGCGGAGGGCCGGAGGUGGUGGAUGCCAUCUACAGAGCUGUGGUUGAUGCUGCCAGUAAGGGCAUGCAUGUUACCAUCACCACCACCGUGAGCGGGACCACACAGGCAGGUCCGAUGACCGCCCUUAGUGCCAUGAGUGCCUUCACUGCCAACCUCGGGGAACCUGUCAACCUCCCCCAAGCUGUCAGCGCAGUCCUGCACGGGCACCAAGAAGGAGAGACCAGACCAAGACAGGUGAGACCCAUACGGGGCCAGAAAACCAUGGAUCCAGGAAAGAGCACUCCGGAUGGCCCCGAGGCGAACGACUACUUCCGGUCUCCUGGUCGAGGAACGCCCAGAGGGCAGUGGGACGGGGAGACGCAGCACGGGGGAGGUUUCGACGCACAGAGCAACAAGAAUGCCUGGGGUGGGGAGGAGUUCCUGGAGUGCUCUACCCAGGUAAGAAGUAGUCCCUGCAUGGAGAGACCUGCUAGUCUGGCCCCUGCCCCACCGUGUCCCACUGAGGGGUCUAACAACCACAGCCUGGCCGUGGCCCACGAUAAGACCUUUCUGGACGACAGUUACCGCUUUAACAACUGCAGCCGGACACCCGCCAACUACAAGGAGCGUCUCGAGCAAACAGUGGAGCGCUGCGCCCACAUCAACGGCGUCACCCCCCACUUCAACAGCCGGGGUUACGGAGAAGUCCUGGGCCCCCCACGGCAGGAGCUAACGGGGGACGACCAGUCUCCCAGCUCCUCCACCAGCCUGGAGGGACCUCUGGCCACACCCAAAGACUACAGCCACUACAACGGCCACUUCAACGGCACGACCCCCAGCCCCUCGGACACAAAGAGCCUGAGCAGCGAGGAAGACCUGCGGCAGCCGGACUCCCCCUCAUCAGAGCUGCUCCACUACCGCUCCAGAACCUUCAAUAUGGGAGAGCUGGUCUGGGGCCAGCUGAAGGGCUUUCCACCAUGGCCCGCCAAGUUGGCUGGGGAGGAUCAGGUGCACUGUGCUGCUGUGCAGCUGAGAGAGCAGGCCAAGGUAGAGCCUGAAAAACUAAAAACACUAACGCAUGACUUGGAGGCACUGGACCGAGCCGCCAAAAGAGGCCUGAAGCAAGGGAAACUGAAUAAUAAUCCUCUAAAAGCUGCUCUUCACGAGGCUAUGAGUGAGCUUGAUAAGAUGUCGGGCGCACUCCCGACGAGGGAUCGUCAGCUGAUGCUCCCCAAGCCCAAGAGGAGGAAGAUUUCCAGAUAACAAUGAAUGUGUCGGCCCAGGAACAUCCUCAAAGCCGUCGGAGGCUCGGUCCGUUCGGCCUUGAAGUGGUCUGAGCUCUCGAACAGGUGCUACACAAGGACUGUCAGCGGUUCAUCGCCGCUCCACGAAAUCAACGCGACUUUAUGACUGACCACAAAAGGUGCUGGAAACUCCAAUCACCAAUACAGUUUUAACUGUAGGACAAAACAAAUAAAAAACAGAAAAAUACAAAAAAAAAAAAUCAAACUGUUGCAAUUUGUCUACAGUUCAUUGAAUUAACUAUUUUUUUCUAGUAUAAGAUAGUAAAAUAAACAAAAAAAAAAGCUACAAGCGUUACCUUACAUAUUUAAGAAAAAUAGACAGUCCAAAUAUUUCUGAUACAUUUUCAAUAUGUACAUAGAUAAUCCUGAAAUUUCACGCUAUUAUGAAUUGUAUGUAAAUAUUGUACAAUGUCAUGUACAAGCGUACCUAAUGCACAUUUUAUCUUUUAUUGUACAAAAACAAAGCAGUAGAAGUGUACCAAUGUCUCGGUUUCUAUUCAGAAGUGCGGCUGCGUACGGCCGCAUGCAUAGGACAAAUAAUACAGCCUAAAGCUUUUAUAUGACGGACUGUGAGUCGUGCCGUUUCCUUUUGUUUGGUUGGUUCUUUUCUCAAGGAACAGUCAUGGAAAAGGCAUGAGUAUUUGAGAACCCCAUUACAGUUUUCACUUCACGCCAGCUGAGUGUUUGUUUCUUACUGGGGAUUAAAAGUAAAAAAAAAAAAAAAAAAA